AUGAUUCCCUUAGUAACGGCGAGUGAACAGGGAAAAGCCCAAAUUUGUAAUCUGGCACUUUUUACAAGUGUCCGAGUUGUAAUUUGUAGAACUGUUAUCCGCGCUGGACCAUGUACAAGUCUGUUGAAAAGCAGCAUCAUUGAAGGUGAAAAUCCUGUAGAUGAUAUGGACUACCAGUGCAUUUGUGAUACGGUUUCUAAGAGUCGAGUUGUUUGGGAAUGCAGCUCAAAGUGGGUGGUCAAUUCCAUCUAA
This is a messenger RNA of Melampsora larici-populina 98AG31, 252 nucleotides long. RefSeq lists its product as uncharacterized. The coding region runs from base 1 to 252 and encodes 83 amino acids. The transcript has a single exon. The record is from RefSeq and is a predicted model, not a curated record. Lineage: Eukaryota; Fungi; Basidiomycota; Pucciniomycetes; Pucciniales; Melampsoraceae.